Molecule: messenger RNA, 2571 nt
Organism: Blepharisma stoltei
Lineage: Eukaryota; Ciliophora; Heterotrichea; Heterotrichida; Blepharismidae
Source: the annotation of a GenBank genome assembly
AUGCUUACACAAAGUCACACAGAAAGCCCUAUCAAAAUUCGCUCAAAUAGGCCUAAUUAUUCUACAGAUGAAGAUGCAGGUCUUCUAUCAGACUUCAAAGGAAACCUUUUCAAUACAUUUGACAGCAGCAGAAAAGCUACAUCAGCAUCUACAAGAAAACAGAAAAACGCAAUAUCUCCUUUUAUUCACAAAAAUCUUAGUUUGCUUCGUAAAAAGCGGUCUACUAGUGCAUGCCCAAAAAUUACUCCAGAGUUAGCGUCAAAAGUGGUAAAAGACUAUCUCUUGCCUAUGUUUGAAAAAGAUUUAAAAAAUAAACAAAAUCAUGAUCGAAAACAGCAAUAUCAUUUAAAACUUGAUAGGCUACAGACAAAACCAUUAGAAAAGCUUUCAGGAACUGUAUAUGGCGAUUUUAAGCUUACAGAGCAGUUAAGUUAUGAACUGAAACAAAUGAAAAUAAAUUUAUCAACAGUCGAAUCAAAGCUAAAAGACGCUGAACAAGAAAAAAUAAAGAUAGAAAGCGAAUAUACAAAGGCAAAAGAAGAUUUUUUAAACUCAGAAAUCAACAAUCAAAGCAUUUUAUUCCAGCAUUCCAGAGUAAUAAAAGAAACCUCGAAUUUAGAUCAAACUUUUAUGCAUUUAUCUAACCAGGUCAAUAAAUAUAAAGCUAUGUAUGAAGAAUCAGAAAGAAAACUAGGACUAGUAGAAAAAGAAUUGCAUGACGAAAAAGCAUGAAAUGAUAAAUUACGAAAUGUCGCAAUUCAGCUUGAGCAUGGAAACGCUUUAAUUGUUAUGGAAAGUGGGAUUAUUGGAGAAAGACUAAAAGGGCUUUAUGAAGCUAUUAUCAAUAUUUUCAAUAUAAACUUCAAAGAAUCAAAGCUCGAAAAUGAAUUUUUAAUGCUGAUUUCACAGCUAAAAGGCCUUGCUGAAUUUGAAUAUACAAAUAAUACGUCUUUACAGAUUAUGGUCAAAGAAAAUAAUGAGCUGGUCGCCAAUAUAGGCGAUUUAAUUUAUUCAAAAAAUAUUUCAGACACCCAAAAAGAAAAAAUUGCAAAAACUUUUAAAGAAAGAUCUGAAAGGUACCAAAAAGAAAUAAAUUCGUUAAAAGAAGAACGCGAUAAAGCAAAAGCUGACCAAAUAGAAAUUGAUAAAAAAUUCAAUGACUUAAAUGAAGAGCUGAAAAGGGUGAGGAAAAAAAUGAAACAAUAUAAAAAAGAGUCAAAUAACGCUCAAUAUGAAGAAAAAUUUUGCAUUAAUUGUAUGAAGCCAUUUAUAUGCAUUUUUCUUUUGGAUUGACUGAUAAGUAAUAUUUAUAAUGCAUAUUGAGAUUAUUAAGGUAAAAACAUAUAGAAAUUUAUAAUUAUAAUUGGUCUUGCAGAAUCCAUAAGAGUAAGCCAAUAGACGACACUUACUGAUGCUGCGGAAAAAUAGGCAAAGACGCCCCAGGCUGUAUAGCUUCCAAACACAUUUCAAAAGAAGAUGAAGACUGUGAGUCAGAAGAAGAAAGCAACCAAAAAAUCGCUUUUUGUGCUGUAAUUUCUAAUUAGAGCUGUAAAACCCCUGGACAUUUCAGCUAUGAAUGCCCAAAAGAUCCAAACACUCGCAGUAAUUUUGAGCCAGAAGACGAACUCUUAAGGAUCAAUAAUGCAGAAAAUCAACAAAAAAUAAACAAAGUCGUCGAUUUGAACCUAAAAAAUAGAGUAAUUGAUAUGCUAAAAGAAAGAAUGGAAGGUUCAGAAUUUGUGAAUGGAGAAAUCUUACUUAACUUAAAUUUACAGGCGUCCGCCGUAGUGUUGACGCAGUCACCAAGGACCCAGUAUUAGGGUUCACCUGCUUUGCGGUAUAGUCCAAACUGGCCAUAUAAACCAGUCACCAGGACAUACACCUACUCCUUCCCACGCGCGUGAGCCGUGGCUUAGUGUUGAGUGGGCGGGCUAUGGGCUUCUGCGGCUGCUGCUUGAGUUGACGAGAGUUGGCUUUCCGAAAUUCCAAAAAAUGGAAUUUCUGGUCACCUUUCGGCAAAAAGGGAAACUCCAAGUCCUGGGACGUAACGCCCAGUUUCACGCUGGGUAGUUGCCCGAAUGGUCUAGGCAUUGCCUGUAGACUCUGCUGGGCUUACCCUUUCCAAACCUGGGAACCCUUUUUCUCUCGGGGAGAAAAUCCAUUCUGGUCGUUGAGCUUGGGCCAGGCUCUGCACUGCAGAAUUGCUUACCAUGGCAUUGCUGCUCAUUUCCGGAAUGGCAAAACCUUGCCGGAUAUAAUUAAAAUAUGAGUCGAGUAUGUGUGGCCGGAGGCCACACCCAGACGAAGAUGCCAUAUUUUAAUUAUGUGAAUGGAGAAAUCACUAUAGAAGAAAACGAAGAGAAAAUCAAGCUUCACCCAUUUAGAGACUUAUUAGAGCUAAAAGAAGAAUAUGUUGAAGGGAAUAUGUAUAACAAGGUCAGGAUAGGCAGUAUGAAUGAUGGAAUAUUUAAUAGAGAAAUGAGGAGGGCAAGGAUAAAUUCAAGUAUAGAGCAAGAAAGCCCGAUUAGACUGAUGAAAGGGGUUUCAGAAGAAUGGGAUAUGUUUAAUUAG